CGUGGAGAACGACAACUUUAAUUCAAACGCCAGACUUUGUCAGAGAGAGUGAAGACUUAAUCUGAACCACCAGGCCACAGAGGUAACCAAGGCCUUCCUCACAAUGAAGUUUUCUUUUGCUCUGGCCUUUGCAUUUGUUCUCCCUCUCAUCAAGGCUCAGGUGCCCCACUGGGGACCAUGUCCAGAACCAUCUGUUCAGCCUGCGUUCAACCUCAAACAGUUUAUGGGGAGAUGGUUUGAAAUUGCCAGACUGCCAGCCCAGUUUGAGAAGGGCCGCUGCAUUGAGACCAAUUUCUCUUCGAGGGCAGACAAGUCCAUUCGAGUGGUCAGCUCUGAAAUACUAAAAGGAGAGCUGAGGAAAAUCGAAGGGACUGGAGUCGUUGAGGACAUGAAGAAUCCUGCCAAGCUGGGAAUAAGUUAUUCAUAUGUGUUGCCCUACUCUCCUUACUGGAUCCUGUCCACUGACUACGUCAACACGGCCCUGGUAUAUUCCUGCACAGACAUCUUGAGGCUAUUCCAUGUCGACUUCGCCUGGAUCCUGGCCCGAACACGAACACUCCCAGAAGCCACCGUGGAGAAAGCCAGGGAGACCUUUGAAAACAAUAACAUUGAUAUGACCAGGAUGAUUGCCACCAAGCAGCAGGGCUGUGACAAAGAUCUGUGAGCAGCGGUGGAAAAAUAACACAAAAUGGCGCUAUUGGUGACAAAGAAGAAGAGGAUUAGUGUAGUAGACUCAGUUGUUACUCAGUUUGUGUCGGCUUGAAAGAGUUUCCCAACCUUUUAAAGACAAAAUCAAUGUUUACAGAAGAAAAUGACUCUACCCUUAUUGCUAUGAGGUUGGUGUUAGCAUAUAAGAUAUGUUUUCAUUUACCAGCAAUGCUGUUCAUUUUGUUGAAUGGAAAACAUUAAGUAAAUGGUUGCAGAAUAAAAUCUUUUUUCCCACUAAUUAGAUACAUAAGAUUGUAAUUAAAUAAAAUCACUAAAAAUCA
This is a messenger RNA of Solea senegalensis (Senegalese sole), 989 nucleotides long. RefSeq names its product apolipoprotein Da, duplicate 1 (gene apoda.1). Gene Ontology annotation, molecular function: lipid binding. NCBI's taxonomy places the organism in Eukaryota, Metazoa, Chordata, Actinopteri, Pleuronectiformes, Soleidae. The record is from RefSeq and is a predicted model, not a curated record. The coding region runs from base 104 to 664 and encodes 186 amino acids. The transcript has 5 exons. Gene Ontology annotation, biological process: tissue regeneration; lipid transport; brain development.